AUGGCUUUCACGAGCGUUAACGUUGCUAUUUUAAAGUCGUACUCUGCGCGUGUUUUUGCCUAUUGUGGCGAAGUGGUAACCAAUUCAUCCACUGGGACUUUGUUGCUCAUGGCUGCAAUGUCUCUGGUAUGGUUCUUCAUAUUGUAUUGGUUCUUUUUCCUCUUCGUUCCGGGUUUUAUCAUGGACAGACAUCUUCGGCACAUUCCACAGGUCCCAGGUAAACUUCCACUCUUGGGUCAUGCCCUACUUUUGCUGGGGGGUUCACCAUGCUCAAAAAUGGCAAAGUGGAGUCUCAAUCCACAUACGUCUACUGAAGCCAAAAAAAAAGAAGAUUCCUCACGCCUCAAUCGUAUUGUCAGCUUUACUGUUUUUCACCAACGUGUUGUGUACAUAAAUGAUCCUGCAUUAUUAAAACGUGUCCUCCUUACUAACCAACGAAAUUACGCUAAGGAUAUUGCUUCUUCAUACAAGCAGUUCAUGUGCCUACUUGGUAAUGGGCUUGUAACAGCUGAAGGAGAGAAAUGGAGGAAAGGUAGAUUACUGCUUUCACAUGCUUUGCGUAUUGACAUAUUGGAAGAAAUUCCUGAAAUGGCAAUGAAAGCGGUUGGGAGAAUUGCAGAAAAAUUAUCUGCCAUCAAUGAAAAAAUGCCUUUUGUGGAUAUGAAUGAAGAGUUCCGCCACAUGACAUUACAAGUGAUAGGGGAAACUGCACUUUCUUUGACUCCGGAAGAAACAGACCGUAUUUUUCCAACACUUUACCUCCCUAUUGUUCAUGAAUGCAAUCGACAGGUAUGGGAGCCUUGGAGAGCCUUUAUGCCAUUCUCAGAAGGCAGUCGACAACGCCGUUAUUGUUUAAAACAACUUAAUAGUAUCUUAUGUGAAAUGAUACAGAAACGUUGGGAAGAUAGAGACAAACCUCAUAAACGUGAUAUUAUGGCACUAUGUAUUUCUCAAAUUGAUAAAAUGGACGCAAAAAUGAUCCUACAACUUCGAGAUGAUGUAAAAACAAUACUUUUGGCAGGUCAUGAAACUUCAGCAGCUCUAUUGACUUGGGCAACUUAUGAAAUGAUUUGUCACCCUGAGGUUCGAGAAAAAGUUCUGGAAGAGGCGAGAACCCUUUUUGACCCAGCACGUUGUAGCAAAAAAAUUGUGACACCUCAAGGGUGUACAUGGGGAAUCCCAACUGCAUCUGAUGUACGGAAAAUUCUUCGAUGGUCUCCGGCUGUUCUUCGUGAAACACUACGCAAACACUCUGUGGUUCCAUUGGUCAUGAGAAUGGCUCUGAAGAAUGAUACAUGGCCUGCCUCGGAGACUGGUCUUGACAAGGAUGUUGUUAUUCCUGCCGGGUGCACGGUGGCAGUGGGAAUCCAAGCUGUGCAUAAUCGCCCUGAUAUCUGGCCGGAUCCUGAAGAAUUUAGACCAGAACGUUUUCUUGACGUUGAAAUUCCAAAUAACACCAACGCCCAGGGUAAUGAAAAAUAUGAGAAAAGUAUUGAUCCAUAUUCCUUUAUUCCUUUUAUCAACGGACCGCGCAAUUGCCUUGGACAACACCUUUCGAUUAUGGAAACUGAAGUGGCGUUGGCAUACUUGUUUCUGAAUUGGGAGCUGGACCUUUAUGGCAGCAAAGUUAAAACCACCGGGGCACCAGACCGUGAACUGCAAGAAGAAGUUGGUAAACCGCAUGAAUACUUAAUACCCAUAGUGCCCCGUGAAGGUCUCAAGGUUGUGGGAAGGCCACGGCUGUAG
Messenger RNA from Trypanosoma theileri, 1746 nucleotides. RefSeq names its product cytochrome P450. Gene Ontology annotation, molecular function: oxidoreductase activity, acting on paired donors, with incorporation or reduction of molecular oxygen; heme binding; monooxygenase activity. Bases 1 to 1746 code for a protein of 581 amino acids. The record is from RefSeq and is a predicted model, not a curated record. The transcript has a single exon. Lineage: Eukaryota; Euglenozoa; Kinetoplastea; Trypanosomatida; Trypanosomatidae.